GUAAUCAGGACGAAACUCAACAUGAUGAUCAGAGUGAUUAUAUCAAGCUUCAUGAUGAUAUAAUUACUAUAGCAACAGGCACUGAAAGUGAUGAUCAAAAAUCAGAUCCACCUCCAGAUGUCAGUGAAUAUUGCCCAAAACUGGAGGACAUUGAGGAACAAAUUUUGAUGAAAAGAUUCUCAAAGCUGACCGAAGAAGAGAAAGAGUUCAUAAAAAAAGUUCACUACAUUCUGGUGACCGCCACACCUAUAGAAUACCGUGCUGUGAUGGGUUCAAUUAAACCUACUGGAGAUGAUGGACAAUAUAUUAAAGUUAUCACUAAAGAUCGAUCAGCAAAUUUUAUCCUGGGGAAGUACGAUUCAUGCAAUGUUGCAAUAACUAGGACAGGCCAGGGGCCAAAUGAGACUGAAGAUAUUCUUGUUUCAGUACAAAAAGACGUGGAGGCUAAGUAUGUCAUUGCUAUUGGGAUAUGCUAUGGAGCAAAGGAGAGCAAAACAAAAGAACUUAGUGAUAAAACAAACUUAGGUGAUAUUAUCGUUGCCAAAAGUAUUGUCGACACUGCACAUCAGUGUAUUGAAGGAAAAGAUACAAUCGUUUUACCUACCGAGUACCAAUGUGGAAAGAAUCUUUUUAAAAUGUUCAAACACGACGAAGUCUUUAAAAUUGAAGGUAAAGCAGUUAAAGUUCAUCAUCAAGGUUCUCUGGCCUCUGAAUUCACACUGUUUCGUAGCAAAGAAGCAAAGGAAGAGAAACUAAAAUAUGUCCAAAAAGCACUUGGAGGAGAAAUGGAAGCAAAAGGUAUUCAUAAGGCUGCUGAGAGUGUAGGAUUUGAAUGGAUCGUAAUAAAAGCUAUAGUCGACUGGGGAACAGAAGAAAAAGACAAGAAGUGGCAACUGUUUGGAGCUGUCUCAUGUGCAAGGUUUGUCCUACAGCGCUUGAAAGAUCAACAAGGUAAUCAGGACCAAACUCAACAUGAUGAUCAGAAUGAUUAUAUCAGGCUUCAUGAUGAAGAAAAAACUCGUAACUCAUUAAAGCAGUUGAAUGAUAAGUUCUCUUUGGUAAUGAUGGACGUAGAAGAAGCCUUUGAUAAUGAAAUUCAACAAUAUCCUAAAUUACUCAAAAAGAUCACAACAUGGCUAAGAUACAGAGAAGACUUAAAAUAUCAUGCUGAUACUAUUGCUACACUAAACAAUGUGUCUACUAUAGGUGAUGUACUCACAGCCAUACGCCCUCUUUUCGACUGUACUGACUGUGCAUUAUUAGUUAACAUGUGUCAGCAAUUUAUACCAAAUGCUAAAGAAGUUUCAAAGCUUGAAUCUCAUCAUGAAAGAGCUAAAGAAUUUUGUCAAUCAAUCACAGUACAACAACUGAAAGAGGAUCUGGAAAAAAAAUAUUGUCCACAUUUAGCAACAGAUUUUAAAAACAUGCCCAAGAUUUUUGUUAAGUUACAAAAUAAAUGGCUUGAUGUCAAAAAAGAAAUCCUGCAUAGUUUUAUUAGGAAGUUGCUACCAAUCAAAUCAAGCCAAUCAUUAAUUGAUUAUAUUGAUAUUAUUCCUGGGUCUGUCACUAUCAUUUAUCAUGUUCAAGAUUGCACUGCUGACAUGUUAAAGGAACACCUUCAAACAAAACUGCAGUUUAUGCGUCUCAUUGGU
Messenger RNA from Amphimedon queenslandica, 1652 nucleotides. RefSeq lists its product as uncharacterized. NCBI's taxonomy places the organism in Eukaryota, Metazoa, Porifera, Demospongiae, Haplosclerida, Niphatidae. The transcript has 3 exons. The annotation marks the transcript as partial. The record is from RefSeq and is a predicted model, not a curated record. Gene Ontology annotation, biological process: nucleoside metabolic process. Gene Ontology annotation, cellular component: cytosol. Gene Ontology annotation, molecular function: methylthioadenosine nucleosidase activity; adenosylhomocysteine nucleosidase activity.